AUGUGGGACUUGCCAGCACCUCCCCGGGUCUCCAAGACUAGUACCGGGGCCGGCCAACCAGCCAGUCAAUCUGCCACAUCAAAAUACAAUGCCAGCAAUGGCAAUCAAAGCUCGGCCGCGACAUCACCAGCCCCGAAGGGCAUCAUGUCUGGGGGUGGCGGUCAUCGGUCGAUCAGCCCAGAAUUCAGCGUUAACCCAGUGAACGGGACGAUGAGUCUGAGCCUGCCCAUAUACACCAGUCCUGGACGCUCUGGACUGGGGCCACAGCUGAGCCUAGCAUAUGACUCAGGAAGUGGAAAUGGUGCUUUUGGUGUUGGAUGGCAGCUCUCAGCGACCGCUAUCUCACGUAAAGUCUCCAAGGGGGUCCCGCGCUACAACGCCUCGGAUGUUUUCCUGCUCUCGGGACUGGAGGAUCUGGUUCCGCAGGGAAACCCGUUCACGGUGGGCGCCUACUGUGUCCAGCAGUAUCGGCCACAAGUUGAGACAGAAGUUAUCCGUAUUGAAAGCUGGACACGCACAGUGAAUUCAGAUGACAUCCACUGGCGGACCAUCUCUGGAGCUAAUGUAACAACCUUCUUUGGCGAGACAGAGGACUCGCGGAUCACAGACCGUGAUGAUACAAGCUUGAGCGGGACCCGCAUCUUCUCCUGGCUGAUAUCCCGGACGGUGGAUACAGCCGGCAACGCGAUGCACUACGAGUACAAGGCCGAGAACUCGGAAGGCAUCGCCGAGCAGGUCACAAUGCGCCCGCUGUGCGAGGCAAACCGCGCAGAUGCUGCGCGCACUCGCAUGCUCUAUCUCAAACGGAUCCGAUAUGGCAACCGCGAUCCUAGCCGCGACCUGGAUACCUGGCAGAUCCGGCGAUGCGCAGACGAUUGGAUGUUCGAGGUGGUAUUCGAUUAUGGUGAACACGACUUGGAGAAACCCACCCCCACGGAACAGCAGCCCUGGGGAAUCCGCGCAGCGCCAUUCUCGGCGUGCAAUAUUGGCUUUGAAUUACGAACAUACCGACUCUGCCAGCGAGUGCUUAUGUUUCAUCACUUUCCGCAUGAGACCGAUCGCGAUCAUGCGUUGGUCGCCUCCACCAGUUUCGAGUACACCGAGAGCCACGGUAUCUCACUGCUGCGCGCUGCCACCAUGACAGGCUGGCUGCCAGCAGUGGCGCCAGCGACAGGGUACUACCACGAGUCACUGCCUGCUGUUGAGUUUGAAUACACGCCGGCCGCCCUGGAAGACGCGGUGCUAGAGAUCCAAGAGCUACCACGUGAUACUGUACACCAGAUGUCUACCACAGCAGCCGGUAGCUGGCGCACCGAAUGGGUCGACCUUAACGGGGAGGGAACGCCUGGUGCCCUGCUCAUCAUUGAGAACGGAGCCUGGUGGUACCAGCGGAAUGAGCUUCCGAAGCAGGCCACUGACUCUUUCGGUCCCCUGCGGCAGUUGCCUCUGCAGCCUCAGGGGGGUGCAGGGGACGGUCAGCACUAUCUGGAAGAUCUUGAGCGUAGCGGCCGGAUGGAUGUGGUUUUCCUCGAUGCAACGGGAGUCCCGACCGGCUUCUUUGAGCGCACCGUUAAGGAUGGCUGGUCGCCCUUCCAGUCCCUUGGCUCUGUGCCCCGGCUGUCCCUGACAGAUCCCUUCAUCAAGCGUGUUGACCUAACCGGUGACGGCCUGCCGGACCUGCUGCACCAGGAUCGUUCUGGUCGGUUAGUCUGGUAUGAGUGCUUAGGGAAACACGGGUUCGCCCCUGCGCAGCCGGUGACCGUGGCAGCGAGCUAUUCAGAUGAUUUACUGCCAAAGCUAGUUUCACAGGACCCUGCUCGUAUUGGCAUUUACCUGGCAGACAUGACCGGUGACGGGUUCACUGAUAUUGUAGAGGUGUGCCAGGGCCGUGUCAGGUAUUGGCCGAACCAAGGCCGCGGCGCGUUCGGCGCCCCAGUGAUCAUGGGCGAUAGUCCUGUGUUUGCCUCCAUUACUGGCGAAGAGUUUAUCCCCGAGCGAUUACAUCUCGCUGGAGUCUUUGGCGCCGGCACUACCGACAUGCUCUAUCUUCCGGCUGCAGGAGGACUGCAGGUAUAUAUUAACCAGGCUGGAAACCGCUGGAGCAAGCCCCUGGUACUCCCACAAAUGCCUGCACUGACCGACGUUGCCUCAGCUUUUACACUGGACUUGUUAGGCCGUGGCACAGCGUGUCUGUGUUGGAAUGAUCUGGCGAGGGGCACGCUCAAAUAUAUUGACCUUGCGGGCGGGACGAAGCCACACCUGCUGAGGCGAUAUCACAAUGGUAUGGGGGCUUAUAGAACAGUGACAUAUCAGCCGUCGACGUACUUUUACCUCGCCGAUGAGGCGGCAGGGACGCCCUGGACGACUCGCCUGCCUUUCCCUGUGCAUUGCGUAUCACAGAUCACUAUGCAGGACCACAUCGCUCAGACCACACACAGUACCCGCUAUGCUUACCACAACGGCCGCUACGACGGGGUUGAGAGAGAGUUCUGCGGCUUCGGCGUGGUAGAGCAAUGGGAUGAGGAAGUCUUUGGUGCCACACAGGGAGCUGCCUAUCUGCGUCGCCUGCCAAUCCACACGAAGCAGUGGUUUCACACGGGUGCUCCAAGCGACACCAUAACAGCAAAUCAUCAACUGCACAGUGCUUGGCCAGAGUCAUCGGGCGGAGCGGGCUGCCACCAGCUGCCCUUCAAUUUGGCACCAGAUGAAAAGUAUAUGGUCCACCGCGCUCUCAAGGGCCAGAAGCUCCGCGAGGAGGUGUAUAGCGAUGACGGAUCGCGGCAUGUGGCACGGCCUUAUUACGUGAGCGAGUUCAGCCAUGGUGUGGCACGACACACGGCCGUUGCUGGCUGCUAUCGUGUUGUACCGCGUGAGUCAGUCAAGAUAGUAUACGAGCGUGAGGCUGCAGGCAUCCCGCCGCGAAUCGAGCGCGAGAUGGCCCUACAGGUCGAUGAAUAUGGUAAUGUCCUUCGCACAUUGACCGUUACGCAGGGUCGGACGAGCUCUGUCGGGGCUCCAGCUAGGGACGAACAGGCAGCUUCCUGGGGCAUCUAUACCGAGACCUCUGUCACUAACGCGGUCAUCGAAACACAUUGCUUUCAGACGCCCCAGGUUGCAUCUACGCGGCAGUAUGCUGUGCGAGGGCUGGCCGAUAGCCAAAUUAUUGAACUAGAUGGUCUGGCGGCUACAAACUGCGCCCUCCUCAGCGCCCUGGAGGAGGUGCCCUACCAUACAGUAGUAGAAAAGGGUGAGGAAUAUGUCUCGAGGGGACCGUGCAAGAGCCUUGUGGGAGAAACUCGGCAGUACUUCUAUGACAGCCAACUGCGCGAGCCGUUGCAACUCGGGGUCAUUGAGCCGUUUUCCAUACUCGAGCGAAGCUACCAGCUUGCUUUUCAGAGAGAUACGCUGCUUGAGCAAUUUGUCUCAACCGGUCUUCUGAACCUGGAAAUGCUGCCUACAACAAUGGAGCAGGCCGGGUAUGUGCGUCUCGGCGACUCAGAGGACGACAAUGACCGCUGGUGGACGCCAUCCGACCAGCAACAGUUUGCCACAACACAAAAGGACGAGCGUCUGGGACUCGCACGCCGAUCUUUCUACCAGCCUACGGUGGUAGUGGAUGCUUUUGGUGGGCGAACGGCUCGUGUACUAGAUUCGCACUGGUAUCUCCCCGUGGAGACUGUCAACUCUAUGGGCCACACCACUCGCUUCCAAAAUGAUUACUGGCACCUCCAGCCGUGCGAAAUCACCGACAUUAAUGACAAUCGGACGCAAAUUGCCCUCGAUGCUUUUGGCUCUGUCGUGGGUACAGCACGCCUGGGCAAGGCCCAUCAGAAGAUUGGCGAUUCCCUCGAAGGGUUUUCCGUCUCUGUGACGGCUGAGGAGCUUGAGAUCUUUAUCCAGGAACCGACAGGUGAGAUCAGCACUCGCCUGCUGGCAAGCGCCGGCCAACGCACUUUGUUUUAUCGCGGUCGAUACACUCCUGGUGACACGACAGGGCAACCUUCAUUUAUUGCCGAGCUCUCUUGUGAAGUUCAUGGCAGAGAAAGUCGCGCCAAUGCCGCUCUGACCAUCUCGAUCACCUAUCUCGACGGCACUGGUCAGCCGCUGCAGACAACGCGCCGAUGCACUCACGGCCCCUCGCCAGAACAGUGGCGUGUCAGCGAGUGGAUAAUAAGAGAUAGCCGGGGCAACCCUGUUCGAAUUUGCCAGCCCAGCUUUGCUGCAGAUCAUUUGUUUCGCUUUGAGGCAAACAUCGAAUCGCCUAAGACAACGCAGCUGCUAGAUCCCAUGGACCGGGCCGUGGGCACUCUGUUGGCUGAUCAUACCUGGUCCAAGUUGAUACCGACGCCUUGGUCCCAGGUAGACUACGACGCCCUUGGCACGCUCUUCAUCGCAGACCCAGCCCUGGAUGAGGAUUUGGGACAGGCAUUCCAGGGUCUGCCACGGUCAGAAUACUUCCCCACUUGGCUGAAGCAUCCAGACCGUGAAUUACCUGAGCAAAGGGCUGCGGCCACUGUGCAGAAAUGCGAGCGCCUCGCUGGGGCUCGUACAGUCACGCAUCGUGAUGCCCGCGGCAACGAUAUCCUGACUGAGGAGAUCCUCGCGGAUGGGACGAGACGCUGCACACGCACCCAAUACAAUAUGGCCGGACAUCCUGUGGGCCAGUUCGAUGCCGCGCAGCGGCUGGUGCAGCGCAUCCAUUGUGACCUUUCGGGACGCCCUCUCGUUACCCAGGCCAUGGAUGCAGGUGAGACCAUUAUCCUCCCGGACUGCCGAGGCAGCCCCAUAUUCUCGUGGCGACAGCCAGGUCUACGAUUUCGGCACGUCUAUGAUGACUUGCGGCGAGAGCGGGAAGUCUGGCUGUAUGACAAGGACCAGGAAGGUGCGCCGGAUGAGAUCUUGUUGCACCGCUUGACAUAUGAUGAACCCUUUUCCUCAACUGCAACCAGUGACAACGACGACAACUUGCAAGGGCAAAUAUCCUAUAUUGAGGACCAGUCAGGUCGGCUUGAGAACACACGCUUCGAUUUUAAGGGCAAUUGCGUCGCUCAAGCGUUUUCCCUCGCUGCUCAUUACCAUGGAGUGCUGGACUGGAGCCGUCCUGUGGCCCUGGAAAAUGAUGGGAAGCCAUAUAUCUCCCUUUCGGCAUUUGAUGCCCUUGGUAGGCAAGUGGAGUCUGUGGAUUUCGUUGGCGGAAUCACGAGCCGCACCUAUAAUCUCCUCGGCCAGGUAGAGUCUGUCAGCACGCAGAGUGCAGAACAACCCGUGGCGGACCAGUUGGUCUCUAAGAUAGCCUACAGUGCCGAUGAGAUGCCGCUCUCUAUCGCCUAUGGCAACGGAACUCUACUAGAUCAUCGGUAUGACGAACGGACGCGGCGCCUACUCCAGAAGCGACUGCUCUCCUCCUCGGGUCCACGGAUAAGGGCGAUUCAGGACAUUCACACGACCUACGACUGCGUUGGCCGCAUGGUGCGCAAGUGGGACGCAGCCAAAGAUCCAGCAUACUUCCGCAACAGCCAGACCAAGGCAGAGUGGACCUACUCGUACGAUUCGUUUGGCCAAUUGUGCGAAGCCACAGGCCGUGAGCAGCUGAACGCUUGCAACGGUGGUGGCUAUCGCCUGGAGCCACAUCGGCCACAGGGCCGCCCUCCAGUGCGUGGUGCCCAGCAGUGCCAGUACCGUGAGCAGUAUGCGUACGAUAAUGUGGGUAAUCUCCUUUCCAUGCGUCAUGAGGCCCUGAAUCAGCCCUCCAUCGCUGGCUGGUCCCGGCGGUAUGAGUAUAAUGAACCUAGCCUGCUCCAGCCCGGGGUUAUGGGCAACCGGCUGACGCAGACCUCCACUGGUCAUGGACAGUACGAAGUAUAUGGCUACGGGUCGUCUCGAGCAGGACGCCGUGGCUGUAUCACCACUAUGGCCGGCUAUUCUAACCUGACUUGGGACUACAAGGAUCAGCUGCGAAGCACUGCGCAGCAGAUUACUAAGUCCGAGGACGGGCAGCCAGAGCGGACCUGGUAUGUUUACAACCUGGAAGGCAUGCGUGUGCGCAAGGUGACAGAGCGCGGCAUAUCUUCGAAAGCAGACCCCCGGCCCCCAAAGCUGAAGGAAACGCUCUAUUUAGCUGGGGUGGAGGUCUAUCAUAAGUUUGCAGGCGAUGGGAUGCGAGUCAUAAAGAAGACAAUAUCCACUACGAUUGACUGUGGUGCCGCGAAGCUGGUGCGCGAGCAGAAACUCAUCGGGAUAUCUACGUCUACAUCUAAACUGCUACGGUACCAAACUGGGGAAAAUCUUGAGCUGGAUGAUGCAGGAAGGGUAAUCUCGUACGAAGAGUAUACCCCCUUUGGCACGACCGUAUGUGCGGCCCAGGCCCAGGAGGUCAGUGCACCGCGCAAGUAUCGCUAUGCUGCAUACGAACGAGAUCGCGAGACAGGGCUGUACUAUUGCCAUCGCCGAUACUAUGCGACGUGGCUAGUCCGAUGGCUCUCCCCUGAUCCCAUUGGCAUUUUGGACGGAUUGAAUAUCUACCUGUAUUGUGCCAAUGAUCCUGUAAACCGGAUCGAUCCUACAGGGACCAUGAAAGAUUCUUUAUCAGGUAACCCGAAAAAUCCUUUAUCAGGUAAACGGUCAAAGAAUCUUGAUAUUGAAAAGGCGAUGGACACCACAAAGAUCAAAAUAGAUGGAUUAGAUCAAGUGAAAUCUUCUCAAUCUGAGUCGAUUCAAAAAGGUGUUGAAAACACAAAUGGCCCAGCCUCAAAUAAUGAAGGGGGGCUCACAUUGAUUGAUAAGUCAAAACUGCCUAAGUUGAACCCUUGUGCAAGGUUCUGCCGCUGUAUUGGACCUACAACAAAGGCAAACGCAAGUCAACACAGCUUUAUUGCGAGGGUCCUAGCCACGUUCAGUACAAAGAGGCAAUUAGCCGGGUAUGCCGUGGGAGUGAAGGUUAAUCUCCAUGAGGCGAACGAUAAGAUAAAGAAACGCGAUGAACAAAUUGUGAACCUACAAAAAGAUUUUGCAAUUGCUAAAGAAGAAACGAGGGAGGCGAAGCUAGAGUCAUUGAUGUUGCAGAAAGAUGUUUCUAAAUUGCGACAAAUUUUGGCAGGGGCAAACCUAAAAAAUCAACAGAAAGAAAGACAGCUAAAUGAGGCAGACGCCGAGAUCUCGGAAUUAAGGGCAAAGCUAGAGCAAGCCCAAGAGCAGAAUGGAAUUUUGGAUCGUGGCAAAAUCAUCAUGGAUACCCGGUCCCAGCAACCCGACCGAUGGGCGGAAACUUGGAUCGAAAUACUAUGA
Molecule: messenger RNA, 7284 nt
Organism: Penicillium macrosclerotiorum
Lineage: Eukaryota; Fungi; Ascomycota; Eurotiomycetes; Eurotiales; Aspergillaceae
Exons: 2
Coding region: 1-7284 (2427 amino acids)
Cellular component (GO): cytoplasm
Source: RefSeq, a predicted model, not a curated record